CGCAAUACCUAGCACAAUUCUACUUAUUCAUCAAGUUUUUCCAACCAUGGCCUCAAGGACUUCUAGCCUCAAAUUCUUCUCACUACUAAUCUGUUCGAUUGCCAUUGUUCAGAUGGCGGCCGCUGGAGACCCAGACAUUAUUACUGACUUCAUUGCUCCUCCAAAUGGAACAGUAGAUGGAAACUUCUUCACGUACACUGGCUUUCGUGUUCUUGUUGGAGGAGGCUCUCCUCCCACAGCUUUCACGGUGUUGAAGGCAACCUUGGCAGAGUUCCCUGCUCUUAAUGGGCAGAGUGUUUCUUAUGCCGUCCUUCAAUUCCCAUCCGGCACUACUAACCCACCGCACACUCAUCCUCGCUCUGCUGAGCUCCUUUUCCUUGUUGAUGGUACCCUUGAAGUCGGUUUUGUUGACACGAAAAACAACCUCUUUACCCAGACUCUGCAAGCAGGUGAUCUGUUUGUGUUUCCUAAGGGACUUGCCCACUUCCAGUACAACGCUGAUUCACAAAACCCAGCUCUAGCAAUUUCAGCCUUCGGAAGUGCAAAUGCAGGAACAGUAUCAAUCCCGAGCACCUUGUUCGCCACCGGCAUUGACGACAAUGUCUUGGCUAUCUCCUUCAAGACAGAUGUAGCCACUAUUCAAAAGCUGAAGGCUGGCCUUGCUCCCAAACCAUAAAGAUAGAGUCACAACAUCACAGAAUUAAUAAGCAGUAGUUUAAUGUCUUUGUGCUUUUUAUUUUUAUUUUUAUU
Prunus mume (Japanese apricot) is the source of this 750-nucleotide messenger RNA. RefSeq names its product putative germin-like protein 9-2. The record is from RefSeq and is a predicted model, not a curated record. Gene Ontology annotation, molecular function: manganese ion binding. NCBI's taxonomy places the organism in Eukaryota, Viridiplantae, Streptophyta, Magnoliopsida, Rosales, Rosaceae.